Molecule: messenger RNA, 1146 nt
Organism: Penaeus vannamei (Pacific white shrimp)
Lineage: Eukaryota; Metazoa; Arthropoda; Malacostraca; Decapoda; Penaeidae
Source: RefSeq, a predicted model, not a curated record
AUGCGGGGAACUCCCUUUUUCCACAUCCGACCUGGUAUCCAUCCACCACCACAGGGAUCCUCGCACACCCGAGACGCUCCACCACCCGCGUGGGGAUCCCGCAUUCACAAAAUAAGAUUUACCCGACAGACGGAACCGCCACCAACGAAAAACGGGACCUCACUUCACCAGCGCGACGAGGACCUCCACCACCACGGGACCGGAUACCCACCACCACAGAGACCUCCAACACCCACAGUGGUGCAGCAACUGCCACCCCACACGAGAGCCUCCACCACCCCGGCGGGAGAACUGGCACAACCGCACGACACGGACCAGGAACCUCCAAGCGAGCUGGAACCCGCGGACCUCCGCACCAACCGCCGUCGCACCUCCACCACGCCCGGGACCCCACCACCACGGGAACCCCCACCACACGCGACCUCCCCCACCACGGACCGAUCCCCACACGGAGCCGUCCAUCACGCCACGGGACCCUUCCCACCAUCUGGCCAGAUACAUACCAGUGGAGACCGGAAGGACUUGCCACCACCGCCGGACCUCCACCACAGUCAAGUGACCUCCACCAUCCCCGGGAUCCACCACCCACCACCAUCCACGGGACUCCCACCACCACGGGACCCCACCACCAGGCGGACCUCCACCACGCCCGGGACCCGCUUCACCAACCACGGCCUCCUACAACCACUGGGAAAAGCCCUUCCACCACCACGGGAACCGUCCACCCAGCGCCGGGACCUCACCGACUCACGGGAAACCUCCACCACCACGGGACUCGACCUCGAAAUGAAAAUCUCACACCACGGGACCUCCACCACCACGGGACUCCACCACCACCGGGACCUCCACCACCACGGGACCUCCACCACCACCACCCCGGGACCUCACACCACCCACGGGAACUCCACCACCAGGGGACCUCCACCACCACGGGACCUCCACCACCACGGGACCUCCACCACCACGGGACCAUCCACCACCCACGGGACUUCCACCACCCCGGGACCUCCACCACCACGGGACCUCCACCACCACGGGACCUCCACCACCCGGACCUCCGACCUCCACCACACGGGACUCCACCACCCUAACGGGGACCUCACCACCCCGGGACCUCCUCGGCAGAAGUUCCUGCGAGAGAACUGA